Molecule: messenger RNA, 3827 nt
Organism: Hipposideros armiger (great roundleaf bat)
Lineage: Eukaryota; Metazoa; Chordata; Mammalia; Chiroptera; Hipposideridae
Gene: TGFBR1
Product: transforming growth factor beta receptor 1
Exons: 8
Coding region: 62-1333 (423 amino acids)
Biological process (GO): transforming growth factor beta receptor signaling pathway; cellular response to growth factor stimulus; heart development
Cellular component (GO): plasma membrane; signaling receptor complex
Molecular function (GO): ATP binding; SMAD binding; transforming growth factor beta receptor activity, type I
Source: RefSeq, a predicted model, not a curated record
GGCUUGCUAAGGCGAGGCGGCGGCCGGGCCGGGCCGGGCCACAGGCAGUGGCGGCGGGACCAUGGAGGCGGCGGCCGCUGCUCCGUGUCCCCGGCUGUUCCUCCUCGUCCUGACGGCGGCGGCGGCGACGCUGGUCCCGGGAGCGACGGCAUUACAGUGUUUCUGCCACCUUUGCACAAAAGACAAUUUUACUUGUGUCACAGAUGGGCUGUGCUUUGUGUCUGUCACAGAGACUACAGACAAAAUUAUACAUAAUAGCAUGUGUAUAGCUGAAAUUGACCUAAUUCCUCGGGACAGACCAUUUGUAUGCGCACCGUCUUCAAAAACUGGGUCUGUCACUACAACAUAUUGCUGCAAUCAGGACCACUGCAACAAGAUAGAUCUCCCAACGGUUGGUUUACCAUUGCUUGUUCAGAGAACAAUUGCAAGAACUAUUGUGUUACAAGAAAGUAUUGGAAAAGGUCGAUUUGGAGAAGUUUGGCGAGGAAAGUGGAGAGGAGAAGAAGUUGCUGUUAAAAUAUUCUCCUCCAGAGAAGAGCGAUCAUGGUUCCGCGAGGCAGAGAUUUAUCAAACCGUGAUGUUACGUCAUGAAAACAUCUUGGGAUUCAUAGCAGCAGACAAUAAAGACAAUGGUACAUGGACUCAGCUCUGGUUGGUGUCAGAUUAUCAUGAGCAUGGAUCCCUUUUCGAUUAUCUGAACAGAUACACAGUCACUGUGGAAGGAAUGAUAAAACUUGCUCUGUCCACAGCGAGUGGACUUGCCCAUCUUCACAUGGAGAUUGUUGGUACCCAAGGAAAACCAGCCAUUGCUCAUAGAGAUUUAAAAUCAAAGAAUAUCUUGGUAAAGAAAAAUGGAACUUGCUGUAUUGCAGACUUGGGACUGGCAGUAAGACAUGACUCGGCCACAGACACAAUUGAUAUUGCUCCGAACCACCGAGUGGGAACAAAAAGGUAUAUGGCCCCUGAAGUUCUAGAUGAUUCCAUAAAUAUGAAACACUUUGAAUCCUUCAAACGUGCGGACAUCUAUGCAAUGGGCUUAGUAUUCUGGGAAAUAGCUCGACGAUGUUCCAUUGGUGGAAUACAUGAGGAUUACCAGCUGCCUUAUUAUGAUCUUGUACCUUCUGAUCCAUCAGUUGAAGAAAUGAGAAAAGUUGUUUGUGAACAGAAGUUAAGGCCAAAUAUUCCAAACAGAUGGCAGAGCUGUGAAGCCUUGAGAGUAAUGGCUAAAAUCAUGAGAGAAUGUUGGUAUGCCAAUGGAGCAGCUAGGCUUACAGCUUUGCGGAUUAAGAAAACAUUGUCGCAACUCAGUCAACAGGAAGGCAUCAAAAUGUAAUUCUGCGGCUUUGCCUGAACUCCAUUUUUUCUUCAGAUCUGCUCCUGGGUUUUAAUUUGGGAGGUCAGUUGUUCUACCUCAACUGAGAGGGAACAGAAGGAUAUUGCUUCCUUUUGCAACUGUAAUAAGGUCAAUUAAAAACUUCCCAGGAUUUCUUUGGACCCAGGAAACAGCCAUGGGGGUCCUUUCUGUGCACUAUGAACGCUUCUUUCCCAGGUCGGUUACAAAAUGUUGUGUAGUCUACCUUUAUUUUUUAUUAAUACAGAACUUUUUUUUUAAAGAUGAUUGCUGGUCUUAACUUUAGGUAACUGCUGUGCUGAAGAUCAUCUUUAAGGGUAAAGGAGCUGGAUGCUGAAUCAGUACAAAACAUUUCUUAUUUUUAAAGAGAGCAAUUUACUCCUGGUUAGUACAUUCUCAGAGGAUUCUGAACCACUAAAGAGUUUUCUUGAUUCAGACUUUGAAUGUACUGUUCUAUAAUUUUCAGGAUCUUAAAACUAACACUUAUAAAACUCUUAUCUUGAGUCUAAAAAUGACCUCAUAUGGUAGUGAGGAACAUAAUUUAUGCAAUUGUAUUUUGUAUACUAUUAUUGUUCUUUCACAUAUUCAGAACAUUACAUGCCUUCAAAAUGGGAUUGUACUAUACCAAUAAGUGCCACUUCUGUGUCUUUCUAAUGGAACUGAGUAGAAUGGCUUAAAGUCUGUGUGUGUUAAAACUUGUAGUGUUUCAAUUCAAAGAGUUUAUGUAUCUGGGUAACCCAGACUUUUUCUGUUACAAUUUUUGGAAGAGUUUUGUGGUAUGUCAUUUGGUUUUCCAUUUUCAAAAUGCCUUUCUCCUACCAGAAUGUGCUUAAACCACUAAAGAAAUGAAGUGGCAUUAAUUGGAAAAUUGUUAUCGUGGUCUUGUUUGAAUAGUCUCACAUCAAGCUUUUGCGUUUUAGUUGUGUUGUCUAAGUAUACUUUAAAAAAACAUCAAGUGGCACUCUAGAUGCUUAUAGUACUUUAAUAAUUUAAUACUUGUAGCAUACAGACUAAUUUUUCUUAAAAGGAAAAAUUUGUCUAGCUGCUUGUGAAAAGUUGUGUGGCGUCCUGUAAGCCAUUUUGUUGAUCUGAUCAAAGACAGUGUUAUUUUUUUAAGAAAUGAAUUACAUUUAAAGUUAGCUUAUGGUUGAUGUUAAAUAAUAGGCUUUUUUCUAGGAAGUGAAGGGUAGUUCAUAAUUUGAGUAGGUAACAGGUAUGCAAGAGUCACAUUUGUUACUUAGGAGUCAUUGGUGGAUUUUUCUGUCUUUGUAAUUAAAGGUAGAGCUAGUGUGGUUUUGAUGUCUCACUACACUUGGAAGAAGGCAGCUUUUAAAUUCAGUCUUUCCUUCUAUGUGCAGAUAUUUUAACUGCUUAAUUUACAUGGUUAUGUAAUGAGUUCACCACACUCUUGAUAUUUGGAAGAGUGGUAGCUAAAGCAUAUUCUGAGUAUAGGCUCUCCAUUUACAGAUGUUUUUGGUCAAAUUAAAUGUUUAAAGCAAACGUCAUGGUCUUCUCACAUGAAGUUGAAGCUGGCAUAUAAUAACUGGAUUUUACUCCCAGUGCUAAAGGUCUUUGCAGGGCUUUUACAGUUUUCAAAGUUCUGUUUAUCACUGUGAUCUUAUUCUGAGGGGGAGGGAAACUAUCCUAACUGUGAGGCAAGACACUGACUUUAUAGUGCUAUUGAUUUCCCAAUGAAAAGGUCAGAAUAACCUUUACAGUACUUUGGUCAGUAAGAGGUGGUGGCUGUUUACGCCGACUGAGCUGCAUUCUAAUAAUGUCUUAUCUCGUAUACAUAGAAUAAAUUUGAAAGACUAUUUGGACUUAAAGCCAAAGUAACUUUAGAAUGAAUGACAUAUUACAUAGGAAUUUAGUGUCAAUUUCAUGUGCUUAAAAACAUCAUGGGGAAAAUGUGCUUAGAGGUUAGUAUUUUGACUCCAAAUUUGAGUUUUUUUCUAUAGUUACCACGAUUUCAUCAAAGCAAAUGAAUGAGUUUGAGAGGUUUGUUUUUAUAAUUGUGUUAUAUUUCCAGUUUAAUAAUCCCUAGCUCUGUGAUUAGGUACUUUUUUUUUCCCAUUUCUAAGCCUACCAGAUCUGCUUUAUGAAAUUCAGGGGACCAAUGUAUUUUAUCACUAAAACUAUUUUUAUAUAAUUUUAAGAACAUACCAAAAGUUCUUGUCUGAUUUAAAGUUGUGAUAUAUGAUUUCUCACUUUCAUAUAAGGUAAUCAACUUUGGCUGAAGAGAUUUUUUUUUUUUAAAUCAAAAGAUUGAGCUACAGUUUCACUGUUCUUGCCUAUGUGGAUAAAAUGUACUUUUGAUGAAUCGGAAUUUUUUUAAAGUUGGAAUUUGGUUCUAAAUUGGGUUACAUAUUACUACAGCUAAUUCCUUUUUUGGCUAAUGAUGGUUUGAUAAACCCCAAUUGGCUAAUAUUAAAAAUAAAAGUAAUUUAAAAGAUGAAAUAGAUCAAUCGCAGAUAAA